Molecule: messenger RNA, 351 nt
Organism: Staurois parvus
Lineage: Eukaryota; Metazoa; Chordata; Amphibia; Anura; Ranidae
Source: the annotation of a GenBank genome assembly
UCAUGCUGCUGCCAGGUCCAGAGUCUCUCAUGGGUCCCUGUACGGCCUCCUCCCAUUGCUGCUGUCUCCACACUCUGCCACACUCUGCCAUGUGCCACUUUCAGGUCUCCUCACACUGCUGGUGUGUUCCAUUUUUUGUCAUAGGGUGCUGGCAGAUUACGGGCCUCCCAUAGCUGCUGCCAGGCCCCUAAUCUGCCAUGGGCCCCUAUACCGCCUCCUCAUGCUGCUGCCAGGUCCAGAGUCUCUCAUGGGUCCCUGUACGGCCUCCCAUUGCUGCUGUCUCCAUCGCCACACUCUGCCAUGUGCCACUUUCAGGUCUCCUCACACUGCUGGUGUGUUCCAUUUUUUGUC